CUGCUGACCUGGCACAAACAGUACCUGACGUCGGACCUCAAAGAACCUUUAAAAACACCAUUCACCUGUAGAAACCUUUGCUCAUCUGUGUUUGUUUAGCAAGCGGGACGUGCGCGACUGGGUACACCGAGUGCUUUGCGUGAACGGACAGCGCGCUCGCUUGCAUCAGCCGGCGUCCACCAGCGGUUCUUUGGAGCGACUUACAAGUUCGAGGAGUCGUGAGCGUUAGACUAGGACUCAAACUAGGAACUUUUGAUGAAUGAAAUCCACGAGAUUUCCGCUUUGUCGUGUUUUAUUGGAGUCUGAAACGCUUGACUUGCUGUGUUUGUAGACUAGGAAGUUUGCCAACGCGACACCAGCUUAUUAAAACAGGGAGAUCUCAGUCUAGUUUGCUAAAGCGACUCUUAAUUAAAGCAGGACUUGCGAUAAGGGUGGGAUCAGCUAGGGAUGAGUUACACGUGUUAAAGUGCAAGGGUCUCACUCUACCAUACACUACCUCACGAGCUGGACUUUAUCACUGCCACCCAUUUGAUAUGAGACGUGCUCGGGAUUGAAGAGGAUCAAGUUAUCCCUCUCAUACUUCUUUAUAUUUCUAUUUUCCCCUUGAAGCCAUUAGUUGAGUUCUUUUCUACACUUCAAAUCUACUCGCACCAAAGAUGUCUUGCAUGUUGCUUGGAGUAUUAAGGAGGAGAAAUGGUGUCCGUACAGUGGGGGUCCGGGCCCUUGCCUCUAUACCCUCUCUGCCCCCGUCUGUGGCUGAGUUUGUGUCAGGCGCAGCGGCCGAAUGUAAACCUGCUAAAGUGCGUGUGGUCACAGGCACACCUGAGGAGGCGGCAGAUAUUCUGGCUAACCUGGAGAAAGAGGGAAUGGUGAAAAAACUCUCCAAAUAUGAGAACUGCUGGUUGGCUCGUACUGAUCCUAAAGAUGUGGCUCGCGUGGAAAGUAAAACCGUUAUAGUCACUAAAGAGCAGAGAGACACAAUUCCUAUCCCCGCUGGAGGUGUUAAAUCCCAGCUGGGCAGCUGGAUGAGCGAGGAAAAUUUCCAGAAGGCCAGAGAGGAACGCUUUCCCGGCUGCAUGGCAGGACGCACAAUGUACGUGAUUCCCUUCAGUAUGGGUCCGGUAAACUCUUCACUCGCUAAGUUUGGUGUACAGGUGACAGAUUCUCCAUACGUGGUGGCCAGCAUGGGUAUCAUGACACGCAUGGGAACGCCUGUACUGCAGAAACUCACAGAGGGGGCGGAGUUUGUGCGCUGUCAGCACUCUUUGGGCAGACCAUUACCACUCAAAGCUCCUUUAGUGAACAGCUGGCCUUGUAAUCCAGAAAAGGUGCUGAUCUCACAUCUCCCAGACACCAGACAGAUCUUGUCCUUCGGCAGCGGUUACGGUGGAAACUCGCUCCUGGGAAAGAAAUGCUUUGCCCUUCGCAUCGCCUCUCGCAUUGCCAAAGAUGAGGGCUGGCUGGCGGAACACAUGCUGAUUCUGGGAAUUACAAAUCCUCAGGGUGUAAAGCGCUACAUUGCAGCAGCUUUCCCGAGCGCCUGUGGGAAAACCAACCUGGCAAUGAUGAAACCGGCACUGCCAGGCUGGAAGGUGGAGUGUGUGGGAGAUGACAUUGCCUGGAUGAAAUUUGACAGUCAGGGUAAGCUCAGAGCUAUUAACCCAGAGAACGGUUUCUUUGGAGUCGCCCCUGGGACAUCGCUGAAGACCAACCCUCAUGCCAUGGCAACUAUUUCCAGGAACACAGUGUUCACUAAUGUGGGAGAAACCAGUGAUGGAGGUGUGUGGUGGGAGGGGCUAGAACCACCUGCGCCUGGAAUCAAACUCACAGACUGGCAUGGAAAUUCCUGGAAAUAUGGGGAUUCUUCACUAUGCGCUCAUCCAAACUCAAGGUUUUGCACCCCAGCAAGUCAAUGUCCCAUCGUUGACCCACAAUGGGAGAGUGAUGAGGGCGUUCCUAUUGAUGCCAUUGUAUUUGGUGGCAGAAGACCCGAGGGUGUUCCAUUGGUGUAUGAGUCUUUUAACUGGCGUCAUGGAGUGUUUGUGGGUGCUUCCAUGAGAUCUGAAUCUACAGCUGCUGCUGAGCACAAAGGGAAGGCGAUCAUGCACGACCCCUUCGCCAUGCGUCCCUUCUUCGGCUACAACUUUGGCGACUACCUGGCUCACUGGUUGAGCAUGGAGACCCGCAAGGCCCCGACCCAGCUUCCUAAGAUCUUCCACGUUAACUGGUUCCGCAAAGAUCUGAAGACGGGCUCCUUCCUGUGGCCAGGGUUCGGAGAGAACGCCCGCGUCCUCGAGUGGGUCUUCAAAAGAUGCAGCCGUACCUCUGAAGACGAGGGUGCCCAGAAAAGCAUUGUGGGAUGGAUUCCACAACAGAAUGCUAUUAACACAGAAGGUCUAGGUGGCAAAGUAGAUAUGGGUGCUCUGUUUGAUCUACCCAAACCUUUCUGGCAGAAGGAAGCACAGGAGCUCAGGACCUACUUCACCCAGCAGGUUGGGUCUGAUCUACCUGCACAGGUGGAGGGUGAGCUGAGAGCUCUAGAGGAGCGAGUCAGGGAUUGAAUAGACACUACAUUACUUUUAAAAUGAGUAAUAGGAGGGGGUUGGGGAGGUUACUGUUUUAAUGUGACUGUUGCACUGCACCAAAGAAAUGCAAAAAUACAACGUCUGUGUCAUUAUCAGUGAUAUCAAUACCAAGGUGCCUUAUUGUAUCUUACAAUAGUGAAAAGCUUUAUUUAAUGUUUACAAGCUGUUUCCCCAAAUUAUGGUUUAAGUGAUCUUCUGUUCAUACAAGUGCACAUUAUGAAUUUACAGAGCAAUAUCCCUCCUGGCAAAAAAACUUAAUAGGUACUUUUAAUAAUUUUAUAUCAUGGGUUUUUAAGGAAAGCACCAAUAUCACCUUUUUUGUUUUUAAACUACUGGCUACCCACUGAAAGCUAUUUUUAUUAUUAUUUUUAAUUUGCCUUUUAUCAGUUGAUCAAUGAUUGACAUAAUUCAGGUUUCUACUAACUAAUGUUGAAGGAUCUGGACCAAAGAAAACUGAGAUCUCAGUUAUUAAAUGUGUGUAUGUUUUUUACCUGGGAUGAUGGAAUAAAAAAGGUUUAAGUGA
Messenger RNA from Triplophysa dalaica, 3108 nucleotides. RefSeq names its product phosphoenolpyruvate carboxykinase 2 (mitochondrial) (gene pck2). Bases 657 to 2561 code for a protein of 634 amino acids. The transcript has 10 exons. Gene Ontology annotation, cellular component: mitochondrion; cytosol. The record is from RefSeq and is a predicted model, not a curated record. Gene Ontology annotation, molecular function: phosphoenolpyruvate carboxykinase (GTP) activity; manganese ion binding; GTP binding. Gene Ontology annotation, biological process: cellular response to glucose stimulus; cellular response to insulin stimulus; response to starvation. NCBI's taxonomy places the organism in Eukaryota, Metazoa, Chordata, Actinopteri, Cypriniformes, Nemacheilidae.